Molecule: messenger RNA, 963 nt
Organism: Arabidopsis thaliana (thale cress)
Lineage: Eukaryota; Viridiplantae; Streptophyta; Magnoliopsida; Brassicales; Brassicaceae
Gene: CML38
Product: calmodulin-like 38
Exons: 1
Coding region: 271-804 (177 amino acids)
Cellular component (GO): cytoplasm
Molecular function (GO): calcium ion binding
Source: RefSeq, marked reviewed
AAGAAAAAGCGUGUUUUAUACAAGAAAACUCAUUAAAAUAAAAGUCCAAAAUAUCUAAACACUAAUCUACCACGUCUAUUACACACACACACACACACUUGAUCUUAAUUUAUUUUCAAGAUUCAAGAAAAUACCCAUUCCAUUACCACAACUUGACCACACGCCUAUAUAUAAAACAUAAAAGCCCUUUCCCCUAUUUCUCAUUCACUUUUCAUUUCAAAAGUAAAACAAGACAAACAAAAAAUACACUUAACCAUUUAUUUUUCUCUCAUGAAGAAUAAUACUCAACCUCAAUCAUCUUUCAAGAAACUUUGCCGGAAACUAUCACCAAAGAGGGAAGAUUCAGCCGGAGAGAUACAACAACAUAACAGUAGCAAUGGUGAGGACAAGAACAGAGAGUUAGAGGCUGUUUUUUCUUACAUGGAUGCAAACAGAGACGGUAGAAUCUCACCAGAAGAGCUUCAAAAGAGUUUCAUGACAUUGGGAGAACAAUUGUCUGAUGAAGAAGCCGUAGCUGCUGUUAGAUUGUCUGAUACGGACGGAGAUGGGAUGUUGGAUUUUGAGGAAUUUUCUCAGUUAAUCAAAGUAGAUGACGAAGAAGAGAAGAAGAUGGAGCUCAAGGGAGCGUUUAGACUGUAUAUUGCAGAAGGUGAAGAUUGUAUUACACCAAGAAGCUUGAAGAUGAUGCUAAAGAAGCUAGGAGAAUCAAGAACCACUGAUGAUUGUAGAGUUAUGAUUAGUGCUUUUGAUCUCAAUGCUGAUGGAGUUUUAAGCUUUGAUGAGUUUGCUCUUAUGAUGCGCUAAGCCUCCAUUGUUGUUGUUGUUGUUGUUGUUGUUGUUCUUUUAUUUAAUCUCUUAUUGUAUAUAAUUUAAUAGUUUGUGACCCAAUAAAUACGAUUGUUAUUUGAUUAAGGAUCCAUAUGUGAAACUUUGUUAUAUUAGAGAAGAUGUUUUUUUAACAUG